This is a messenger RNA of Cyclocybe aegerita, 3681 nucleotides long. The record is from the annotation of a GenBank genome assembly. Lineage: Eukaryota; Fungi; Basidiomycota; Agaricomycetes; Agaricales; Hemipholiotaceae.
AUGCCCCAAGCACCUCGCAAGGCGGAUGCGCAGGCUCAGCGUGCUCAGGAUAAGGAGUCGAAGCGAGCUAGAGGUGCCCUCUCUUGUGCUGAAUGUCGACGGCUGAAGCUGAAAUGCGACAAGACUGUCCCAUGCUCGAGUUGCAAACGCAGAGGCUGCUCCGCCAUUUGUCCAAAUGGAAGUCUGAUAACCGGUCAAGGAACUCGCUUUGUCCUUGCAGACACCGAGAAGCUGCAUCAGAAAAUAGCGCAUAUGUCAGACCGAAUCCGCCAGCUUGAGGACGCGCUUGCUAUUCUGAGUCCCGGAGAGACCCAUCCCCUCCUGCAGAGCGAUUUGCUCAAAAUCAAAUCUUCUAUUGAGCUACAUUCCGCCGCCAACGAAGAGUCCCGGGAGCAAGGUGAAGGAGAGGACGAGGAGAGAGAAGAACAAUACAUUGACGCGUUCGGCACUUUGGCCAUUCGGGACGACGGUGCAGCCACUUUCUACGGCAGGUCCGCAGGCUCAGAAUCCCUCCUCAUUGGCGAGGACACUUCCCCUGGAUCUACGUAUUCUUCAAUUUCAACACCUCCGAGAGAUGAACCGUCUCCCCCUCAACGGUACAGCUCCUCUUACAGUGAUCUCCAGUCUCUACCUCCAGCGGUGGCGACUCUUGCAUCAGCAUUUCCUCUUGCACCAGCACUCCCGCAACCUACGUCCACAUCUUCACCCGUAAUUGCUCCUCACCAGCCCGUUACACUUCAAAUGCUCAUCACACAUUAUCUUCCGCCAUAUGGCGAAGCGACGCGUCUAGUGCAGCUUUAUCUCGAGCAGGCACCGUGGUUCUUCGGUGCCGUGACAGGUAGACAGCUGGAAUCAGAAAUAAUGCCUCUCUGGUACGAAGAAGCCGUCAAUGCAUCGUCCACAACACCUCCCGCCGGUGGACUGGCAUCCUCAUCCUCUAGCAACCAAGAUGGUGCGAAAGGUGCAAGACGAAUAGGAACAUCGCACGAUCUUGCCUUGCUCUUCGUUGUCUUCUGCUUUGGAGCUUUGACGGACACAAAUCUCCCGGCAGCACCAGACAAUGCCCCUGCUGAGAGGUUCUAUCAGCUUACCAAGGCGUCUCUGACGCUGGAUCCUGGAGCGGGUAUUGAUAUCAAAUCAUCCCGCAAUGGAAUACUUGAGCGACCACCUUCAGUGGCAACUGUCCAGACGCUCAGCCUGAUGGCCAUAUAUGAAGGCUUAUGCAGCGGCGAGAACAGUAUUGAGAGUACCUGGGCGUUAAUGGGUCUCGCUUGCAAAUUGUCGCAAAGUAUUGGCUUGCAUCGCGACUGUGCACGUUGGAAAUUGACGCCUGCGGAGGUGCAAAAGCGAAGGGCCUUGUUUUGGGAACUGUUCAUUACCGACUGCUGGCAGAGCCUCGCAACUGGCCGACUUGCCACUUUUUCUUUGCCCUUCGUUGACUGCGAAUUACCGUUCGACCCUGACCAAACGAUGGCUGACGACGGAACUGUUCAACCAAGCUUUCCCUUCUGGAAGGCUCGUUUCGGCGCCGAGUGUGUGGCGGCCGUCGUUCAAGGUACCUUAACCUCGCGUGCACCGAAAUACUCCAUCAUCCUCGAUCUCGACCGGAAAGUUCGCGAUAUGGAGCUUCCUGGCUAUGCCCAGGGGCCGGUGCCUCAGGGCCUUGGAUUGGCUCAGACUAUGUCUCACUUCAUGCCUAUCAACUACCGAGAACUUACGCUGCUCUACAUCCAUCGUUGUUUCUUCGCUCAUGCUAUCUCGAGUAAUCCUCUCGACCCUAUCAAGAGCCCAUACGCUCCUUCAUUCCUUGCUGGAUACCGGAGCGCCUGUACGAUCCUCGGUUCUGUGAAACAACAAUUCACACUUUUCCCCGCUCAAAUCGCCAGAUUCUGGGUGCUUUGGACUCAUGCGUUCUCUGCCUCAGUGAUGCUGGCUUCGGUCGCGACACACAGCUCACGCUCGAAGAUGGCACCUGCUGCGUUGCUGGAGAUCAAGAAUGCAUGUGAUCUGUUCGAAGAGGCUGCGCGCUAUGGGGGACGGGCGGUUAAAUUCCUGCCUAUUCUGAAGCGCUUGCAAGCGAAGGCUCAGAACGCCUACCGCGAAGCUAACAGUGGAGCAGCUCCCAACAUUCCAAACGACAUCUUUAAGCCUUCGCAGCCUGAUGAGGCGAAGGACGAAUUGUCGAUUUUCAGUGGCAAGACUCAUACCGUCAGCACCAAAUCGGCUGCAACUUCGAGUGCUCAGGGUUCAUCUAUGAGUUCUCGAGCAGCAAGUGACUCGCCUCAGCAGGCCUUCACGGAUAAUCCAUCAUUUGCCAACGUUCAUCCCAGUCUCAUAACUGAGUUGAACAUGUUCGAUGGUCGUAUCAAAGCGCAAAUUCAGAAUGCUUACCGGACUGGCGGAGAAGUCUUCGGUGGUGGGCCGAUGACGGUUGACCCGAUAUCAAGAAUACCUCCAGGACAACAACAAAGGCUCCCACAGCCUCCGCAGAUGAUACGGAUCCAGCAACAGCACCAACAGCACCAGCAAGCAAUGUAUCAGGCCCAGCAAGCGCAGUACCAGCAACAACUCGAGCGGGAGAGGUUGGACAGGGAGAGAGAGGAAGCAGAGCGCCAGGAGCUCGAGAGGCAGGAGCUAGCGAGGCAACAACAAUUACAACAGCAACAGGAGAUUCAACGUCAGCACGAAAUUCAGCGUCAGCAGCUGGCGCAACAGGAGGAGAUUCAGCGACAGCAAAGGGCUCAACAAGAACUGCUCCAGCAACAGCACCAACAACGGCAGUUGGAGGUGCAGCAGCAGCACGCCCAAGAGCAACAGAGGCAAGAGCAGUAUCGUCAGCAGUUGGAGAUUCAACAACAACAGUUACAGCAGCAGCAACAGCUUCAGUACCAGCAACAGACCCACGAAGCUCAGCCUCCGCAGUCUGCUUAUGCUUUGACUACCAGCUCGCACAGCAUGCCGCCACCUCCCGUACAUCACCGAAGGCAGUCAUCUAUUCCCCAGUCCCAGACCGUCGCUCAGCAGAGCUACCCACAAACCUAUCAACAAGCUCAGCAAUAUCAACCACCUUAUCAAUACCAAGCUGCGACCUCUCAACCUCAACAGUCCGCUCAUAUGCCUCAGUCUGCGAUCACACCACAACACACUGGCGUUUCACAAGUCACACAUACCGUGAACCUCCAAUUGCAUUACCAACACUCCGCGCCGUCAGCCCCUCCACCGCCACCACACGCUCACAUCCUACAGCACACAACCACACCGCAACAUACUGGCGGAACUCAAGUCCCUUCGCACAGUGUUGUUCCUCAACAGCAUUCGAUGUAUACUACGUCAUCCGAUUACGCUCAACAAACAAAUCAGGAGUCCUCCAGAAACUAUAAAGCUAUCACAUCUCCAGGUACUAUGGUCACCUCUGCCGCCUAUAGACAACCACCCGAUCCAUCUACCUCAUCGUCAUACGUAUCAGAUACGUACAAGUACUGGCCUGCGGCUUCUGGCGCAUUCGCGAUGCCUGAUCAGCAGGCGUCGAGCAGUUACGCCGCUCCAGCUCCGCAAUACUACCAACAUUAUACACCGGAAGGCGCGCUUCGUGGCAUUGCUGCUGAUGAUCGCAGCCUACAGGAGACGUGGCAGUCCUACAUGAACAAAGUUGGCUCCCCUCGUCAAUUCCUUGACGACUGA